UUAGAAUCGCUCCUCCUUUCACGCCGUCACGCCGCCACUCCCCGGCUGCGGUCCGCUCUCACCUUCCGCCGACAGCCCGCCACCCACCUCGACGGCCGUCGUCCGUCGGCCGUCGCGGGUCCCCGACCGUAUUCCCUGCCGCCCCCUCUCCCUCGCCUUCUCUCCGCAGCUCACCCCGCAACUUCCAAUCCUCCGGUAGCCCAACGCCGACCAUGGGUUUCGCGCAGCUCGUCAUCGGCCCCGCCGGCAGCGGCAAGUCGACCUACUGCUCUGGUCUGUAUCAACACUGCGAGACGGUGGGCAGGAGGAUUCAUAUGGUCAACCUGGAUCCAGCUGCAGAGCACUUCAGCUAUCCUGUAUCUACUGAUAUUAGAGAGCUCAUAUCACUGGAUGAUGUCAUGGAGGAGCUUGGGAUGGGACCAAAUGGCGGCCUCAUCUAUUGCAUGGAGCACCUUGAAGACAAUUUAGAUGAUUGGUUGGAUGAACAAUUGGAAAACUACUUGGAUGAUGACUAUCUUGUGUUUGAUUGUCCAGGCCAGAUUGAACUCUUCACUCAUGUUCCAGUCCUGCGUAACUUUGUUGAGUAUCUGAAACGGAAAAAUUUCACUGUUUGCGCUGUGUACCUUUUGGAUUCGCAGUUUGUCAGUGAUGUCACGAAAUACAUUAGCGGUUGCAUGGCUUCUCUUUCUGCUAUGAUUCAACUUGAGCUUCCUCAUAUCAACAUCCUUUCAAAGAUGGACCUGGUUUCCAAUAAAAAAGAUGUAGAAGACUAUCUGAACCCUGAGGCACAGGUUCUUCUGUCACAGCUGAAUCGGCAGAUGGCACCUCGGUUUCACAAGUUAAACAAGGCUUUAGCUGAACUGGUUGAUGAUUACAACAUGGUGAAUUUCAUACCACUUGAUUUGAGGAAGGAGAGCAGCAUUCAGUAUGUGCUGUCAAACAUCGACAACUGCAUCCAGUACGGGGAAGACGCCGAUGUGAAGGUUAGGGACUUCAUUCCCGAGGAGGACGAUUAACCAUUUUGAUCAAGUAGAAGCAACAAAUUAGUCAGGUAUCAUGUAGAAUAGGUCCAUGGGAGGAGGAAUUCGCCGCAGAAGCGCUAUUUAUCUGUUUCAAUUGUUAGUCGAAAAAACAAGGCAGAAUGCAUCUGUGAAGAGUGUGUGGGUCACCUUAUGCGUGUGGUUGACUAGCAAGUGCUUGUGUAAACAAAUCAUCCUCCUCUUCCAGAGUUCUUGAAUCGCAUCAGACAUGAGCGGUAAUACGUACCUAAAACAGUGUAUGCGCUAAUGCACCAAUUCUGCUCCUUUCUUUUUGGUCA
Molecule: messenger RNA, 1318 nt
Organism: Triticum dicoccoides
Lineage: Eukaryota; Viridiplantae; Streptophyta; Magnoliopsida; Poales; Poaceae
Product: GPN-loop GTPase 3-like
Exons: 9
Coding region: 213-1016 (267 amino acids)
Molecular function (GO): GTPase activity
Source: RefSeq, a predicted model, not a curated record